AUAUAUGGGCAAUAUGUAUUGAACUUUAGCAGCGCUGACAGUUGUUUGCCAUUCAUGACGUGACUGCAAUCAAUUCUAACAAAGCCAGGACGUACACAAAGCGCGAGAAAAUUUUCAUGACAGCAAGUCAGAUAGUCAUUGAUUAAACAUACUGAUCAGAAGAGUCACUCGAAAUUUGACAUUUAGCCGCAAUUUUGUUUUGAUUUAUGCUUUUAACACAAAAAGUCUGAUUGCGACAAAAUUAUUAUUAUUAAACAUUAAAUAGUGAAUAAAAUUAUAACUUCAAAAUGUCUUAUAUGCUACCACAUUUGCAUAACGGAUGGCAGGUGGAUCAAGCAAUUUUAUCUGAAGAAGAUCGAGUAGUGGUGAUACGUUUUGGACAUGAUUGGGAUCCAGCGUGCAUGAAAAUGGAUGAAGUCAUGUAUAGCAUUGCCGAGAAAGUUAAAAAUUUUGCAGUUAUAUAUUUAGUGGACAUAACUGAAGUUCCAGACUUCAACAAAAUGUAUGAAUUGUAUGAUCCCUGCACAGUUAUGUUCUUUUUUAGAAACAAGCACAUCAUGAUCGAUUUGGGUACUGGUAACAAUAACAAAAUAAACUGGCCUCUUGAAGACAAGCAGGAAAUGAUUGAUAUAGUUGAAACAGUUUAUAGAGGUGCGCGUAAAGGUCGUGGUUUAGUGGUUUCACCGAAAGAUUAUUCCACAAAAUAUAGAUAUUAGUGAGAGUACAUAAUAAUUAUUAAUAUAGUAAUGAUUAACUAAUAAUAUCAAAUAUAAGUAAAUGUGAAAAAAUAAA
This is a messenger RNA of Teleopsis dalmanni, 792 nucleotides long. RefSeq names its product thioredoxin-like protein 4A. The transcript is spliced from 2 exons. Gene Ontology annotation, biological process: mRNA splicing, via spliceosome. Bases 288 to 716 code for a protein of 142 amino acids. The record is from RefSeq and is a predicted model, not a curated record. Gene Ontology annotation, cellular component: U5 snRNP; U4/U6 x U5 tri-snRNP complex; spliceosomal complex. NCBI's taxonomy places the organism in Eukaryota, Metazoa, Arthropoda, Insecta, Diptera, Diopsidae.